AUGGAUACGUCCGCCGGCCACGGCUCGGUCUCUUGGAGAGUCGGAACUCCUAUGCAGCGGGCGGCUGCGGCGGGCCCGGGCACCUCGGCCGCGGAGAGCGAGAACACUACGGACAAAAUACCUACAGUAUCCAAUUCCAGCAAAGACACCGGGCCCCGUGCCUCUCGACCGCCCCACCACGUCUUCACCGGCUGCGACACACGCAAACAACUGUCCCUCUUUAUCUCCGUCCAGGGAAAAGACAUUGAAGAGCACAUCUGCGAUAGGUAUCAUCCCGACUUUGCUGCAGGGGUGCUCAAGACGAAAAUUGAGGGGUUUACGCCUAAGUCGAUGGUGUAUGAGCAUGGGUGGUUUGGGGAUCCGCGUAUCUUCCAGAGCGUGUGCUCAGAGGUCGGUCUUGGCGGCGUGCAGUUGGGUGGAACAGAUGAUGAUAGCAAGCUUGAAGCGUAUAAGAAGUGGGUGUAG
Molecule: messenger RNA, 465 nt
Organism: Trematosphaeria pertusa
Lineage: Eukaryota; Fungi; Ascomycota; Dothideomycetes; Pleosporales; Trematosphaeriaceae
Exons: 1
Coding region: 1-465 (154 amino acids)
Source: RefSeq, a predicted model, not a curated record